CGGCUGUUAUAAACGUAUGCAUAACUUUGUACUGCAGGUAACAUAUGGUGUCCGCAAGCCUACAAAAUCUGCAUCUUGUACAUCUAGUUUCUGCCGAUGUUCUUCACGUGUUAUACUCAACGACAGUAUGUAGUAGUCUGAUAGUAGUAAAUAUGUAGACUGGCAGUGGCUGGCAGUGGGAAAUCCACAUUUGUACAUUUGUGACACUUUUUUGCUACUUGAAUACUACCAUAUGUUGGCAAAGCACCUAUAUUCAAAGGUAAUAAUGCAGGAAACUCUGGUGGGUGGUGGCAUUGGUCCUCGUAGUCAUCGGCGUCGUUGGGCAACGAUGCCCAACGAGCGCCCAACCUUCGUUCCGAGCGCCUCUUCAAGCUUCAGACAUCCUUGAACUAUAACCUUCACGGUUCACGCCCUCCUAGUUACUACUAUUCUAACAAUCUUUCACAUCACACUCGUUUUUUAUCCUAAUAUCUCAAUUUUGCUCUAUAUGCCUCACCCGAACCUCAUUCUCUAUGUCGCCCUAGCAACGUUUGCGCUGUUUGGUUCGCUGUUCUUGGUCUGCCAUUUCGCACCUGUUGUGAACCGAUGGAAGUACCAAAAACAAGUUAAGCAGGAUCUUGAUGUCGAGAAGUCAAAUUUCGAAUACUCGCGGAAACUCUUCCAAGAAGGAAACUUGAACAGCGAGGAAUCUUUACCUUCUGGGUCACUCGCUAAAAUGAUUUCGGGACUCUCCUUCGAGUGUGGUGCGCCUUUUGUACCUUUGAUAAAUGCGGUGACUUCUUCCUCUAUGCCCCUCCCAUCGUCCCUUCUAUAUUCCUUACACCGUAAGGUCGUGCCUCUUCCUGUCAAACAACAUCAUCUUUCCAUUCCGGCGUUCUGCGAAGAUUUCGUUCACCCCUCAAGCCCUCUUCUGAAUUGCAUCUCUUCUACUUGGUCACUCAACGAUACCUGUUCUCAAACUGUCUCCCAGUCGCAUCCAAAUUUCCAUCAAAGCCAAUCCUCAGGGAGUCAAAUCUCUUACAGAAAAUGUCCCUCCCCAUACAUCCAUCGAAACUCACAGCGCUAUUUCACAAAGGUUAACAGGGCUGCCAUAUGUAUACCAACCCCUGCAAGGCAGAUGAAUGUUGACGUUUUUCAGGCUAUUCAUGCGAAGAAGUUUGCUAUGCGAGAAAUAUCUGGACUGGGUUACUAUGGGGGAUAUAAGACAGGCGUUCAGCGAUCGGCGUAUAUGAGGGCUUAUUUCGGAACAAUAUCAUCCAUGGAGCGACCGCACUAGAUUGUCAAACCGUACAAAAUAAAUUUCAGAUCACUACAAGUAUCCUAAUUAUCCCUAUCAUACACAUGAAAGAUUCCCUGAUAAAUUGCAUUGUGCGAGAUCUCACGAAUAUUGUUCCUACCCACCGUCGAAUGUAAUCUGGUUUGCUGAAUCGGGAGGUGAGGCUACAAAUGCGCUGUAAGUGCCUAAUUGACAUGUUGUUAUAUGUGAGGUGUAUAACCCUGUUUCUGAAAUCUGAUGCAGGUUGAGCAUCAGCCUGGACAUUAUCGUAACGGACAUGCUGAGAAAUGACAGAAUUGUUUUCUCAGCAUAUCUGUACCGGCUACAUAAGCUAGGGCCCGGAGAGACAUACCUACUGGCAAACGUGCACAAAGC
Molecule: messenger RNA, 1651 nt
Organism: Lentinula edodes (shiitake mushroom)
Lineage: Eukaryota; Fungi; Basidiomycota; Agaricomycetes; Agaricales; Omphalotaceae
Exons: 2
Coding region: 488-1276 (262 amino acids)
Source: RefSeq, a predicted model, not a curated record